AAUUACGAUAACCAAUCGGAACAAAGCAAUCAGUGAAGAAAACACCCCGAUUGGUUAUCUCUUGCAUUCACGACCACACUUACGCAAUUGUAGAGUGACCUCAAUAAUGAAAACAUUGUUCCAUUGCGAACGCAAUCGUUGCGAUUCAAACUUUCGCGGGCGAGUUCUCGCGGCGGCGGCUUUGUGCGUCAGUGUCGCUGGCAUCGGUUCCGUUACGUUCGCGCUUACAGCACACUGCGUACUUUCGGCGCUUCUGCGCCCGCGCAGAAAUCGGCAACUUGGUGUCGUAUAUUAUUUGUGCGCGCACGUUGUUGGCGAGUUAGUGACGCGACGAUUUCACGAGUUGGUCGACUGGACUGAGAGCGAGGAGCGUCAACGAAAGAUGACAUUGAAAAGCUUUCCUAGAGGAGGAAAGAAACUUGAAGUUAAGAAAUCUUCAAAUGUGGUAUUUGAUCAGAAGCCUAAACCUAAUAAAAAACAUAAAAGUAAAUCUAAUAAACAAUAUAGUGACACAAUUGUGAAAGAAACAAAUUUUGUUGCCAAUACUGCAAAACGUUUAUCUAAUGCAACAAUAUGUGAAGGAAUGAUAAUUCUUGGUCGGAUUUCUGAAGUAACUGAAUACGAAUUAAUUGUGUCUAUACCAGGUGGACUUCUGGGAUGUGUGCAAGUCACAGAUCUUGGUGAAUCUUACACAAACCUGUUACAGAACAUAAUUAACUCAAAGGAUGUUCAAACCGAUGAGUUUAAAUCUCUACCAGACUUGUACAAUGUCGGUGAUUAUGUAGUAUGUUAUGUUAAAAGUGUGAAUCCUAAUGGAAAAUGGCUAUAUAGUUUAUCUCUGGAGCCUCAGUUAAUAAAUCAAAAUGUUGAUAAUAAUUAUCUUGUGAAAGGUAUAAAGAUAGUUUGUACUGUUAAGAGUAUAGAGGAUCAUGGCUAUGUGGUUGACACAGGCAUAGCUAAUGUUAGAGCAUUCCUUGCUACAAAGUAUAUCAACAAAGAGAAGGAGUAUUUUCCAGGUAAUCAAAUCAUGUGCGCCAUCAAGGAGAUAAAAACAGUAGAUCAGGUCUCUGUUAUCACAUUAUCAGCUAAGAAGAAAAUAGUCAACAGUGUCAGCAUACACGACAUAGAAUCUUUAGAUGUCCUAAUGCCAGGAACAAAAUUGUCACUUCGCGUAACGAGAGUGCUUUCGAAUGGCUUGCAAGUUAAGUUUGGGAAAGAUAACAUUGGAUACAUAAAUCAAAUUUACUUGGACAGUUCUUUAUCUAAGUAUGUGGAUGACACAGAAGUGACCGGCACAUUAUUGUAUGUAAUGCCGACUGUGAAAUUCGCAUACUUCAGUCUGCUAACUGACGUAUCCGAAGAAGAGAAGCUGAAAGUGGGUGAUGUUAUUAAUAAUGCCAAAGUAUUAUACAGAGAGUCUAACGGGAUAAUAUUCAGGUUAACCAAAUCUAAUCUGCGCGGGUUCAUUUCUCUACAUAGAACCGAUGUGCCAUUUGACAAAAUCCUGACAAACUUUAAACAAGAUUCUGUGCAUAGAUGCAGGAUAAUCUCAUAUAACUGGAUGGAACAUCUUUAUGUCUGUACAAUGGAGAAUGAAAUUUUGCAGCAAAAAUAUUUUUCAGUCGGCGACCUUAAAAUCGGUAAUAUUCUCACUGUCAAGGUUACAAGAGUUGACACGAAGUCUGGCUUCGUACAGGUGCAAGCAGGAAAGAUUUACGGAAUUGUCGCACCGGAACAUGUAUCCGACAGUGGUUUAAACGUGUUGCAAAUUCAAGAUAACGUCGAAGCGAGAGUGUUAAGUAUUAACAACGAUAAACGCAACAUAAGGUUCACGUUGAAGCAGUCGUUAGUAAAGAGCGAGCUACCAGUUAUGCACGAUAUCUGUGAGGCGCGAUGUGGACAGGAAUAUCACGGUACAAUCACUAAGAUAAACAAGAACGGCUUAUUGGUGAGAUUUUACGGCGACAUUAAAGGAUGGGUCCCACGCACUGUAUUGGACAGCAACACGUCCGAUAUGAAUUGGAAUUACACAUUGGGACAGACCGUCACGGUGCUGAUCGACUCGAUCGAGAAGGACGAGGAUAAAAUGAAACUCAGAAUAAUCAUGGGAGAACAGAAACAACAACAGUCCAUUAACAUGAAGAUCGGGGAACUGAUCGAAGGAGUAAUAAUGGAAUCGUCCAUGGAAGGAAUACAUCUGAGAGUACGUAAGACCGACAAUGAGGUCACGGUUGGCUUCUUACCGGCCGGUCACAUGUCUCCGUGCAUAGAAAUCGGCGGUCUACUCGCGUCGAAAUGCACUCCUGGCGACACUAUCUCGGCCUACGUCUUUGCCACACAGCCGAGCGUGAUAAUGUCACGCACUUAUGUGACACAGGAGCAGUACAGAAACUUUCACACGCUGAAGAUAGGGGAUUGCAUUCCGUGCACGAUCAGGGACAUCUCGCAGGACGGCGUGAGAGUUAUCUUGCCCGUCGAGGAUUACUCCACAUUCGGAUUUAUCUCAUACAAGAAUAUUAGCGACUUCGAGCUGUUGCGUGUGAAUCAGAUAUUGCUCGUUAAAAUUACGGCUAUUAACAAACGAGAGAAACAAUUGACGCUGACGAUGGGGUUGAAAGACGUGUGGGAGAGCUCUGUCGAGCACGGGAUGAAGAUGCUGUCGGCGGUGGAUGUCUUGAGCUUAUACCUCAAUAAAUUGUCGGAGCUGGCGACUAAUGCGUUUUACGAGAACAAACCGAUUUCGUUGGUGACUUUGGGUCAUAAAGUCACAGGCGAGAUCGAGAAGAUCACCGACCACGGUCUCGUACUUCGACUAGAUAAUAAACUGACGGGCGUAGUGCGCAAGGAUCAUUACACCGUCGAGCCUAAAGUCGGAGAUAAGGUGUUCGGUACAGUUUUGUGGAAGAACUAUGUCCACGACUUCGUGGACGUGUCGUUGUUACCAAGGAUCGUGAACGGGAUCAGCUCCAAGCAAAGAAAACUACCGGAGCUUCCUGACAAGCUUGUGCUGAGAGGAGAGAUCCUGAUGAUCAGCAACUGGUUGCUAAUCGUCCUCGUGAAACGUCACGGUUCAGGAUAUUUAGUGGCUUUGCCGGUCCGUCGACACCUGAACGAUCUCUCUCCUGACUUGACGCCUUACACGGUGCACGCUAAGAUCCGAUUGUACGUGGUAAUGGCGAGAAAUCAGUGCGGUAUCGUUCCGAUUGGAAUGCUGAAAUCUGCGUUCGAAACUCCAAAAAAAGAGACACAGCCGCUGUCUAGCACAAAUAAAAAAUUGAAGAGAAAAAUGUCCGAGCAACAAGAUACUGCCUCAACGAGCAUGAUGCUUAAAAAACCGAAGAGGGAAACAACGACUGAUGAUGGUGUUGGCAGCGACAGAAAACUCAAAAGUAAAAUCGAUAAAACAGCCUGUCUAAAGAAAAGUGAGACCAGCGGAUUCAUCCACUCUUCCGACGAAAGUGAUGCAGAAGAUAAGUUGCCGACAAAAAGAUCACAUAUUCCAGAAUGCGGAUUUAAUUGGCACAAUAAAACAGGCUCGGCUGUAGUAGCUGUCAGCGAGACGUCCAGCGAUGAUGAAGAGAAGACCACGGACGAGCCGAAGCUAAAGAAGAAGAAGCUGAGCGCAGCCGAACGUCGGGAAGAGGAACGGCGGAAGGAACGCGAGAUUCGCCAGCGGGAAGAGGCUUUAGCGAGCAAUCAGGUGCCCAACUCCAUCGACCAAUUUGACAGACUAGUCAGCCCGGACAGCUCGUUGGUGUGGCUGCAAUAUAUGGCGUACCAUUUGCAAGCCACAGAGAUCGACAAAGCGAGGUCGGCCGCGAGACGGGCUAUCAAGACAAUCAACUUCCGCGAAGUUGACGUGUCCGAAGAGGAGAGGCUGAAAGUGGGUGAUGUUAUUAAAAAGGCUAAAGUACUAUACAGGGAGUCUAACGGGAUAAUAUUCAGGUUGACCAAAUCCAAUCUGCGCGGGUUUAUUUUUCUACAUAAAACGAAGAAAACGAGCGUCGAGGCGGUGAAGGCAAACUACGCACCGAAGGUAUACACGCAUAUGCUGGACAUGCAUGUGGACGCCGGUAGGCAGGCCGAGCUGGAGAAGUUGAUCGCCACUAUAACUGGCAAAUUCAAGCAAAACCCUGAGACAUGGGUGGACUGCGGUACAGCGUUCCUGAAAAUUGGACUGAAGGAGAAGUCGCGGUUAGUCUCAUCGUCGUCGUACGGUGACACGGCCGGCACCGGCAGCGGCAGGUACAGCGGCUCCACAUCGAGCGCCUCGUCCUCAAGGGAGCGCAACCUCGUCAAUACGUCUGCGGCGGACAUCAUCAGCAGGUAUUCGCCAGCCGGUUACGUGCCGAACAUCCGUCAUUCCGUCACCAGUAGCGGUAAUGCGCAUCACUGGAAGUAUCGUUCGACGUCGUCGAGCCUCAGCGAGUUGUUCGGUGCUCACCACCGAAGAAACUCAUCUGAGAGACAAAUGACAUUGAAAAGCUUUCCUAGAGGAGGAAAGAAACUUGAAGUUAAGAAAUCUUCAAAUGUGCGCACGUCAAGAUCCGAUUUUACGUUGUUAAUGGCGAGAAAUGAGUGCGGCAUCGUUCCGAUUGGUAUGCUGAAAUCUGCGUUCGAGACUCCCAAAAAAGACACACAGCCAUUGUCUAGCGCGAAUAAAAAAUUGAAGAGAAAAAUUCCCGCGCAACAAGAUAGUGCCUCAACGAGCGUGAUGCUUAAGAAACCAAAGAGAGAAACGACGACUGAUGAUGGUGUUGGCAGCGAUAGAAAACUCAAAAGUAAAAUCGAUAAAACAGCCUGUCUAAAGAAAAGUGAGACCAGCGGACUCAUCCACUCUUCCGACGAAAGCGAUGCUGAACACAAGUUGCCGACCCCAAAAAAAUCACAUAUUCCAGAAUGCGGGUUUAACUGGGACAAUAAAACAAGCUCGGCUGUAGUAGCUGUCAGCGAGACGUCCAGCGAUGAUGAAGAGAAGACCACGGACGAGCUGAAGCGAAAGAAGAAGAAGCUGAGCGCAGCCGAACGUCGGGAACAGGAACGGCGGAAGGAACGCGAGAUUCGCCAGCGGGAAGAGGCUUCAGCGAGCAAUCAAGUGCCCAACUCCAUCGACCAAUUUGACAAAUUGGUUCUGUCCAGUCCGGACAGCUCGUUGGUGUGGCUGCAAUAUAUGGCGUACCAUUUGCAAGCCACAGAGAUCGACAAAGCGAGGUCGGUCGCGAGACGGGGUAUCAAGACAAUUAACUUCCGUGAAGAAAACGAGCGUCUGAACCUGUGGAGCGCUUGGCUCAAUUUGGAGUCCAGAUACGGCACGUCUGAGUCCCUGAACGACGUGUUCCAGGAGGCGGUGAAGGCAAACGACGCUUCGAAGGUGUACACGCAUAUGCUGAACGUGCAUGUGGAUGCCGGUAGGCAGGCCGAGCUGGAAAAGUUGGUCACCAUUAUGACUGGCAAAUUCAAGCAAAACCCUGAGACAUGGGUGGACUGCGGUACAGCGUUCCUGAAAAUUGGACUGAAAGAGAAGUCCCGGUAUACCAUGCAAAGAGCAUUGCAAUCUUUGCCUACGUCUCAGCAUGUAAACUUGAUAGUGAGAUUCGCGAAUUUAGAGAACAAACUAGGAGACAAGGAGCGAUCGCAGACAUUAUUCGAGCAGAUCCUGAGCUCCUAUCCUAAGCGCGUCGACGUGUGGUCUUCUUAUGUAGAUUGCUUGGUAAAAACCGAGGAUUUCGAUAUAGCCAGAAAAAUAUUGGAACGAGCCGUUGCCCAGACUCUCCCAGUAAGAAAAAUGAAAACGCUGUUCAAGAAGUUCAUUAGUUUUGAG
This is a messenger RNA of Odontomachus brunneus, 5821 nucleotides long. Its product is annotated as protein RRP5 homolog. Gene Ontology annotation, biological process: rRNA processing. The record is from RefSeq and is a predicted model, not a curated record. Gene Ontology annotation, molecular function: RNA binding; protein binding. Lineage: Eukaryota; Metazoa; Arthropoda; Insecta; Hymenoptera; Formicidae. Gene Ontology annotation, cellular component: nucleolus; small-subunit processome.